GUGGGAAGUGGGGCAGACGGGUUGAGUGAGGACUGCGGGACAGGAGUGGUCGGAGUCCUACAAUGGCUACUACACAAUCUAUCUUCAUAUUUGCACUCUGCAUUUUAAUGAUAACAGAAUUAAUACUGGCUGCGGAGAGUUACUAUGACAUUUUGGGAGUUCCGAAAAAUGCAUCUGAUCGCCAGAUUAAAAAAGCAUUUCAUAAACUAGCAAUGAAAUAUCAUCCAGACAAAAAUAAGAGUCCUGGAGCAGAAGCAAAAUUCCGGGAAAUUGCAGAAGCAUAUGAAGUCUUGUCCGAUGAAAAUAAACGCAGGGAAUAUGAUCAAUUUGGUCAUGCAGAAGGACGACGGACCAAUGGAAACCCCUUUCAGCACUCAUUUAACUUUGACUUUGAUCGCUUCCUUAAAGACUUUAACAUCUUUGGUGAAAACCGUAAUGCAAAGAAACAUUUUGAAAAUCAUUUUCAUAGUCAUCAGGAGGCUGAAAGCAGACAAAGACAUGCUUUUCCAGAAUUUACUUUUGGAGGGGGACUGUUUGAUGACAUGUUUGAAGAUAUGGAAAAGAUGUUUUCAUUUAAUGGGUUUGAUAACACACACCAGCAAACAAUGCAGACUGAAAACAAAUUCCAUGGAUCUAGUAAGCACUGCAGAACUGUGACACAACGCCGAGGAAACAUGGUGACCACAUUCACAGAUUGUUCUGGACAAUAAUUACUUUGCAGUUCCUUUUGCUCUAUGCUGCCCUUAAUUACCUUUUGGCUCUAUUUUUUGCUGCUGAAGCACAGAGGUUCUGCAAACCAUGAAUCUGUAGUUUAAGCACUUUAAGUGCUGAAAGUAAGUUGUAGCUAAACUGGUAAAUAUUACAAGAAGUGCAACAAAACAAGAUGGAAUUACUAUAUUAUUCCUUUGGCUGCAUAGAAUGUGCAUGUGGAGAAAAUCUCCAUAUGACAGUGUUAGAUUCUAUUUUUAAUAACAGAAGCAAGGUAACCGAAUUACCUCACUGUUCAGUUUAUAUUUUACACUUGGCAAAGUGUCAAUUUAAUGGUAUACUAGAUGGUAUUGUCAGGCUCCUAUUUCUAGAAGUGUUAACCGGUGAGUGCUUGAGUGGUUCUCUGUUUUUAAUUAGCACAGAUUUACUACUGUAAUUCUGAGUUAUUCAAGUUGACAGUAAUGACUUACAAAUACAGUAAUACAUUUAAAUAUGAUGUAUUUUGAAUUGCAUGAUUUGAUUUAGCAAAACUGACAUUUCAGGUGCAAAAGAGCUUUGAUUGUACAGUUUUGUACACAAACAUGUAUUUAAAAUGUGUAUAUAAAUACUGCUGAAACACCUCUAA
Messenger RNA from Candoia aspera, 1333 nucleotides. It is a transcript of the gene DNAJB9, whose product is annotated as DnaJ heat shock protein family (Hsp40) member B9. The record is from RefSeq and is a predicted model, not a curated record. Gene Ontology annotation, cellular component: endoplasmic reticulum. The transcript is spliced from 3 exons. Lineage: Eukaryota; Metazoa; Chordata; Lepidosauria; Squamata; Candoiidae. The coding region runs from base 63 to 710 and encodes 215 amino acids. Gene Ontology annotation, molecular function: protein-folding chaperone binding; misfolded protein binding.